Aplysia californica (California sea hare) is the source of this 4138-nucleotide messenger RNA. RefSeq names its product trichohyalin. The coding region runs from base 116 to 1816 and encodes 566 amino acids. The transcript has 14 exons. Lineage: Eukaryota; Metazoa; Mollusca; Gastropoda; Aplysiida; Aplysiidae. The record is from RefSeq and is a predicted model, not a curated record.
CAGCUUAUGGGGCUUAUAUCUCCCCUGACAACAAAAUGGUGGAUAGAAGCUUUCCGUAAGCUGUUUUCGUUGUUGGGAAAAGUAGCAAUACAGAACAUUAGGUCCAGGUUUCAAGAUGGUGCUGACAGACCUCCCUUUUGACCGAUGCAAACUUUUGCACAACCGAUAUGACAUGAUCCGACGUCCAGACAGCGCCCCUUCCAAUGCGAAACCACCACCUAGUGAAGAGGAGUCUGCUGAACAGAGCAAGGAAUAUGCAGCAUUCCUCAAAUCACAAGAACGUAAAGUGGGCCCUGAUGGCUUCUUGGAUUCUAAUAGAUUCAGCUACACACAUUCCGUGAAAAAAGAGAAAGACACAACAAAACCGAAAUCUGUACGACCAAGAGCAAAGAGUGACACCACUCCAGAAAAUGUGGUGCAGCUUACAGCUAAAAUAAAGCGCGAUGAGAAAGACUAUGACAAAAGGAUCAAAGUUAUUGAGGACCACAUGUGGCAACACAAGCAGGAGGAAAGAGAACUGAAGAGAACAGAAGGAGACAUCAUAAAGAAUCAGCGUGCUGUCCGGCACACUCUUCGAGAUUAUGGAAAUGCUGUCAACAAGAAACGGAUAGCGGAAGAGAAAAAGCUCAAUCAGUCAUUAGAGAGAUUCACUAAAAUGUCCAGAGAUCAUGUCCACACCAGAGAAGAGAACUCAAAACAGCGUUCACAGCAAUCUCAGGCUCAUGGCUUGGCUCAUAAGGACCAAGCCCGAAAAAUGGAGCUCAAAGUAUCGGACCUAGAGCGGAAGUACCACGCCAAGAAAAGCGCUAUAGAGCUCAAGAGGGCAGAGGUCAAUCGACUUAGUCAGGACUUUGAAUCCAAGAUGAGGCAAAAGGAGGAGGAGCAGCACAAGCUAAAACAAGAGCUGGCAGAGCUAAGCAUCACUCUCAACAUGGAGGCCCAGAAGGCACGGGUUCAAAAACAUGACUACUCCAGAGACAAGAAGCGAGACACCACAAGCAGGAUCCACGAUGAUUUGAGUGCUCAGAAGAACCUUGACCAUAAGCUCACGAAGAGUGACGGGGAUAUAAAAGAAGCCAUGAUGAGCAAGAGGAAGCUCGAUGCGGACCUAGCUCUCACUAAAGCUCAUCUCGACAUAAAGAAGCGAGAUGAGCAAAGACAUCUGACAGACACCCAGAUCCGAUUGGAGGACAACACAACCACACAACGACAACUCAACGACUCUGCCUUCCACGCUGGCAUGGACCUCAAGGCUCGCCAGAUUGACCAGAAAGUUGAGGCCCACAAUGCCCGCCGAGUGAACCGCCUGACUGCCCACAUGAAGCAGAAGAAAGAGAAAGAGGACGGUCAGCAAGAGGUGUGGGAGCAAAGGUUCAGGGUUCGAGACCACGAAGCCCAGAGGAAGAAGCAUGAAGAUGAGCUGAAGUUUUUCCAGAAAAUGGUGAACAAAGGCGAGGAACAGGAGCAGAUGCUCUACUCCAACGUUCGCAAUGCCGAGUAUUCGCGCCAGAAACAGGACCAGGCCGUACGUCGUCUGCAGCAAAACCUGGCAGAAAUCAAGCGCAUCAACGCCGUCAAGAUGAAGAUGGACGCUGUAGAGAGGAAGAGACAGGAGGACGAUAUUCAGCAGCAGUUGAUACGGGAGAAGGCGGAGCUCGACAAGGUGCACGCCCAGCGAGAGGAGAGCUACUUGCGUCUCCAGGCCCACCGGCUCAAGCUGAAGGACGACAAGCACCUCCUGGUGGAGCACGACCGAGAGCACCAGAGACUGCUGCGGAUUGGCGCGCGGUCAGACAUGCAGGGUGACCACUACUGAGUGCUUGCUGCUCCCUGGAUCAGGUCGUGUGGCUUGACUGUUGUUGUUGGUGAUGGCGUUGCCUUGCCAUCUUGUCUCAAUGUUUGUUUAAAAGGGGGAAAGGGGGAGGGGGGAGAGGGUAUUAGUAUUACACUUUGGGGUAAAAGAAGUUUAAGAUAAUUCCAGAUUAGAAAUCACAGAUACAGUAUGUAUAAAGUUACACGAGUAAAAGAUAAUAAAUUGACAUACAGAGGAGAAAGAGACUGGGCUCCUAUGUGUGGGUGGCUACUUUCUCUAUAAAUUAGUUAUCAAUGCUUAAGGUUAAGGCUUGAGUGGUUAAAUAUGCGUAACGUCCGACGUUGCCGUUUCAUAGUCGAAAGUUCGUGUUACGUUUACACUAUUCCAACUUGCGGAUUGUCUUUUUUUUAUUGCCCUUCUAACGAAAGAAAACCCUGAUCCAGACGACGUAAUUUUACUGGGCUGAGUGAUAUUGUGUCAGAUUCUACUUUCCAGUAGAAAAAAACCCAGGCCGUAGUUAGAAUACUUUCCAGGCGUGAAUGUCUCUCCAAUCCAAUUUAGCACAGACUCCUCUUUCUCGGGAGAAAAGAUAUCACAGUAAUUUUAAAUUGUGGUCUCAUUGUAUCGCGGUUUGAUUAGUUAUUUUUGGCCUCUCUGGAAUGGCCAUGAAUUGCCAGGACAACUAAUUACUAGACAUUUUAUACAUUUAAUUGAAAGCCGAUAAUUUAGAUAAGUGUAGCAACUGAAUCCCCCAUCAUAGAGGCGUAAUGAAAUUAAAUUGAGACUUCCGAUAUGCCUUUAGCUUACUAAGUCGGCGCUUUGAUAAAAAAAACCCACUUCGGACACUGUCUCUUUAUGCAAUGAAAGAUAACUUUAGUGGUUUUAGAUAAUUGGUUGAUUUAGUGUGUUGAAUUUAAAUUGUAGAUUAGGAUUGUUGGCUUUAAGUGUUGUGUGUGGUUUCACUAUUCCGAUAGUUAAGCAAAGCCAAUAAAACGGGGACAAGGAUACCUUUCUUCCUUUUCCUGAACAACUGGGAAUGAACCCUGUCAUUGACCCGACGUUUUCACCCUUUCCCCAACCCCCAACUGAAGAAAAUGUAAUUUAAUAAGGUGUUUAGUUGUUUGGGAGAUUCAUGAAUCUUCUCUUCAUAGAUUCUGCAUUGCAUUUCUUAUUUCUGUCUCUAAAUGUAUUUGCGCUUACUGUUCGUGGAAUGUUUGCGGUCUUUACUUUUUGUGUAUGAAGACAAGCUAGAAACAAAAGACUGUGUGGCUGAAUCGUAAUGAACGUACCAGUCAGUUCAGCUGUUGUCACAUUUGUUGUAGUCUUUCAGUUGUACCAUUCAUGCUGUAAAUACAGCGUUCUCACAAACCAAGCAGCAUUAGUUUACAUUACAAAUACAAUCACUGAGCGUGUAAAGAGUAUUAUUGUCCCCAGGAGCAUUUUUGAACUUGAACAACUGAUUUGUUUGAUUAUGUUUAUUUUUUUUGUUGGUUUGUUUUUGUUUUCUCUUUCAUUGGUGCGACUGUUACUGUUCGCAUGGAGUGGUUUUUUUGUGUUGUAUUUUUUUUUUUACAUCAUAUUUAAAGUAGAUGUGCCUGAGUUUACUACAUAAUUUGUGUAUGGCAGUCUGCAGACAUUGGUAACUUGUACUCAUCCAUCAUGAGCAUCGUCUCUUUUCGCUUUUUUUCGAUUCCAUACGGUGUAACAGAGACGGUACAACACAACGCCCUCUUCAUAAUGAUGCUCAUUUUACCAUGGAACUCUCUACAUGUUCUGAACUGCACUUCACAAAAGGAAUUAAUCGGUUACCGGAAAACAUCCUCUCAUUUCGUAUCUUUCCUUGUUUGGAGACGAACCUCAAACUCUUGUUUACUUGCCUCCUGUCAUGUUUGUUUGGUUUGGGUUUUUAUUGGUUCAAGUGUUUCUCAUUUCUCUGGUGCUCAUUGUCAUAUCAUGGGGGUUCUCCUCAUUUGGUUGGGUUUUUUAAAUUGUUUUCUUUUGUUUUCCCCAACGACAUGCAUUGCUGUAUAUUUGUCUGUCGGUGCACAAAAUGAUAAUCAUAAUUCCUUUAUAUUGGACCAACAGCUUUCAUUAAUCGUCCUGUUAUCUUAGCUUUUGACACGUGAAGCAUCAGGUCAGACGUAGUGUAUUUCUUAGUGUUGUUUAUCAAUCUGGAAUCAUUUUCAGACUAUUAUUUUUGCGUACCUCUGUUGAUUUUUGGACUCUUUUGUUCUUUUUCUAUUGAUUGAUGUUGGAAUUUUUAAAAAGAUCUCUUUAUUUCAUUGUACUAAUAUGAAAUUAGACCAAGAACGUUGGGUCUUUAGA